Molecule: messenger RNA, 391 nt
Organism: Halteromyces radiatus
Lineage: Eukaryota; Fungi; Mucoromycota; Mucoromycetes; Mucorales; Cunninghamellaceae
Exons: 2
Coding region: 43-315 (90 amino acids)
Source: RefSeq, a predicted model, not a curated record
CGACAACUCUCGAAAAGAUUCUUCUAUACCAAAAGUUCCGUCAUGUCUAGCCAAGCAAAACCUCUUCUUGCGUUGCCAGCUAAUGCUGAGGAAACAGUCCAGCAAGUAGGUAUUGAUGAUACUUACAAACUCAAGGAACUUGGCCCUGUUGUUGUGAAUGAAGAUGGUACUCUUAGUCGCAUAAACAAUUGGAAGGAUAUGACCGAUAUUGAAAAGGCCAAUGUGAAUAGAAUAUUACUGAAAAGGAAUCGUCAACGUUUGGAACGUCUCAAGGCCGCUGCUGCUGAAGAAAAACAAGAUGAACACUCUUCCUAAAUUUAUUGUCUCAUUAAUUAUAGCCAAAUACCAUUAUCUUAAUAAAAACUAUAAUAAAGAAUCAUUGUCAAAACCA